CAUCAGCUGCUUCACCUGCCACGGCUAACGAGAUUCCCCUCGUUAAGUCCUCUCAGGGCUAAUCUGCACGAAGCGUGGAGCAGAAGAGGACUGGAGUGUGUGGAGCUUCAUCAGGACUCCCUGCAGACACAAACAACAUGUAAACCUGAAACCAUCCGUCCAGUUUGUCCUUGUGUGGUUUCCUCUGAUUCAUGUGUUUGUAGCCUUUAGUGGACAGAAAGCGUCCUUGUCCUUGGCAGCUCUGAGUUACGGCUCACGCCGAGUCUGAGGUAACAUGAGCGAAGGAGAACGUCGUCAUCCGUCCAGGAAGUAGCCUGCGCCGCCGUCGUCAUGGAUACCGUGGUGCGGGUGAAGAAGUCUCUGAAGACGCCCAUCAGGAAGCUGAGCAGCUGCGUGUCGGGGCUGAAGGACGGGAAGUCCGGUUCCAAACGGAGGAGCAGCCGGAGUCGGAGAGGAGCCGGAGGACGAGCAGGAACCAGGAAGGUUCCUCAGACCAGAGAUCAGCCGGUGAUCCGGUCCUACCAGGCCGACCUGGACAAGGAGAGGCAACUCCGUGAAGCGACGAACGCUCAGAAAAAUGCUGAACGAGCCGCCAUGAGAGCUCACUUCAGAAGGAAAUACCAGCUGUCUGAGAACUCAAAGGACACGAACCACCUGAGGUCUGUGGGAGGAAAAGUGUUGCUGCCCGGAGAUCUUUCCAGGAUCAUUCAUCCCGACGGCUCCAAGGAUGACGGCUUCGACCUGCUGGCUGCCUUCAGAGGCCUCGGCUUCGGGAGGCCGACGCCGGCAGCCGGACGGAACUGUAAGGUCAUGAUCCUGACCUGCUAUCUGGAGUCCUGCAGAGAUAAAGAACAUUCAAGGCUGAGGCUGCAGGAGGGAACUCGUCAGUCCUGGACCAGACAGCAGCGGCUCCGGACCAUGAGGAGAAUCCGAGCCUCCGGAUCCGUGGCUUUAGGAGUCAAACGGGGUUUUUGUGUCGCUGCCGCCGUGGAGGACGGCAAAGUGAAGGUUGGAGAUGUUAGGAAGGGCCGGGUGAGGAGCUUCCAGGAGAUCCCUCACACCGGACGCAGCGGCUGGGUCAACCUGCUCCGGUUCUGGAGGGAGGACCGCUUCAGGCAGCUCCACAAACACAUGGAGAGAACCUUCAGCGCCCUGGGCCCCAUCUACAGGGAGAACGUAGGAACCCUGAGCAGCGUCAACAUCCUGCUGCCAGCCGACGUGGCCGAACUCUUCCAGUCUGAAGGUCUCCAUCCCCGAAGGAUGACGCUGCAGCCGUGGGCCACGCACCGCGAGAUCCGCCAGCACAGCAAAGGAGUCUUCCUCAAGAACGGGGAGGAGUGGCGAUCGGACCGCCUGCAGCUCAAUAAGGAGGUGAUGAUGAGCGGCGCCGUGCAGCGUUUCCUGCCACUGCUGGAUGAGGUGGCGAGGGAUUUCUGCCGGAUGCUGCAGGUCCGGGUGGAGAAGGAGGGGCGGAGCCUCACUAUGGAUCCCAGUCCGGACCUGUUCAGAUUUGCUCUGGAAGCCAGCUGUCAUGUGAUCUACGGAGAACGAAUCGGUCUUUUCUCUUCGUCUCCGUCCCUGGAGUCCCAGAAGUUCAUCUGGGCGGUGGAGCGAAUGCUGACCACCACCCCUCCUCUGCUCUACCUGCCCCCCCGGCUGCUGCUCUGCCUCAGCGCCCCCCUGUGGACGCAGCACGCCACCGCCUGGGACCACAUCUUCAGCCACGCCGAGGCCAGGAUCCAGAGGGGGUACCAGCGCCUGGCGUCCUCCCAGGGUGGAGGCUUUGUGGCUGGGGCGGCUGGAGGCCAGUACCCCGGGGUCCUGGGGCAGCUGAUGGAGAAAGGGCAGCUCUCUCUGGACCUGAUCAAAGCCAACAUCACCGAGCUGAUGGCCGGAGGCGUGGACACGACAGCAGUUCCCCUGCAGUUCGCUCUGUUCGAACUCGGACGAAACCCGGAGGUUCAGGAGAAGGUGAGGCAGCAGGUGAGGACGUCCUGGGCUCAGGCUGGUGGAGACCCUCAGAAGGCCCUGCAGGGGGCGCCACUGCUGAAAGGAACCAUCAAAGAGGUGCUCAGGCUGUAUCCGGUUGGAAUCACCGUGCAGCGAUAUCCGGUCAAAGACAUCGUCCUGCAGAACUACCACAUCCCUGCUGGGACCAUGGUGCAGGCCUGCCUCUACCCCAUGGGCCGGAGUUCGGAGGUGUUCGAGGAUCCUCUGCGGUUCGAUCCGACCCGGUGGAGCAGCGGCAGGGAGGAGGGCCGCAGAGCCGAAGGAUCCGGCUUUAGGUCGCUGGCGUUCGGGUUCGGAGCGAGGCAGUGUGUCGGCCGGAGGAUUGCUGAGAACGAGAUGCAGCUUUUCCUGAUGCAUAUGUUGCUUAGCUUCCAUCUCAGCAUUUCGUCCUCGGAGGAUCUGAAAACCACGGUGACGCUCAUCCUGCAGCCGGAGACGCCGCCCAGGAUCACCUUCAGCCGGCUCAGCGGCGCCCCCAUCUGACCAGUUUAACUCCAACAUCUACCCUGUGGACAAGAGGAGUCAGAGUCGUCCUAGUCCAGAUUCCACAUCCAGUCCAGUCUGAUCUCCAGUGGACCGGACCAGUAAAACCAGUAAAACAACAGCAUAAUAACCUGUAAAUAACCACAACUCCUAAUGGUUCCUAAUGUUCACAUUUAAGGAAUUAUCUUUUUACUAAACAUCAUGAACAACCUGACAUUUCUGAAGAAAAAUAAAUUCAGUUUCAUUAA
This is a messenger RNA of Amphiprion ocellaris (clown anemonefish), 2741 nucleotides long. Its product is annotated as cytochrome P450 11B, mitochondrial. The record is from RefSeq and is a predicted model, not a curated record. Bases 331 to 2493 code for a protein of 720 amino acids. NCBI's taxonomy places the organism in Eukaryota, Metazoa, Chordata, Actinopteri, Pomacentridae. Gene Ontology annotation, biological process: neurotransmitter transport; glucocorticoid biosynthetic process; C21-steroid hormone biosynthetic process. The transcript is spliced from 12 exons. Gene Ontology annotation, molecular function: heme binding; monooxygenase activity; syntaxin binding. Gene Ontology annotation, cellular component: mitochondrial inner membrane.